Molecule: messenger RNA, 1138 nt
Organism: Caenorhabditis elegans
Lineage: Eukaryota; Metazoa; Nematoda; Chromadorea; Rhabditida; Rhabditidae
Gene: rsbp-1
Product: Abi_C domain-containing protein
Exons: 6
Coding region: 454-969 (171 amino acids)
Source: RefSeq, marked reviewed
AAACUGUUUUGACAAUUACGUGCUUGUUUGACCAUUCACCUCCUCCUCCCCCACCCGGUCCUCCUCGCUCCCCAAAUUUCUUGGCUGACAUUUCCGUUCAGGAGCUCGUCAGCUCGGCGCGCAGCCCGCAGGAGGUGUGGUGGGUGGUCGGAGGACUCAAUCUUUGUUCUUCUGCCACGAGGAGAUCGAGAAUUGUAGAAGAAUAAACAAAAAAAGAAUCAAAAUAAGAAAUAUACAAUAAUCAAGACAAACCACGGAAACUGUAGCUGUAGUGUGAUCUUCUAAAACAACACAAAAGCUUCACCACACCGCAAACGUUUAUCAUUGGUCUCGGUUUCUCGACGUCUCCAUUCUUUUUCUCUAUUUCUCUUAAUCUCUACUACUGUCUCGUACUUGCUCGAUUUGGACACACCGCGGUUAGGCUUCUUUGAAUAAGGUGGCACUAACCGCGGAAUGCGACAGCAUUCCAUGGCCAAUCCAAAGAAAAUACAGGAGCUGGUGCACGAGUGCAACGUGCAACUUGCACUCUUCCGUGUAGCAACACAAGGAAUCGGAACCGCCCAAGAUGGUGCAUCAUUAAGGAGGGAAGUCGAAACAGCGGGUCGAGCCUGUCAGAAAGCAGUUGAAGCAGCAAAUAAUGUUGUUCUUCCGCAGUUAAGGGCAGAUGAAGCAGAAAUAGCUCGUCAUGGAUCAUUAUUUAUUGGAUGUGUUGGUGCAUAUCUGAUAGAAAUGAAACGUUGUGUAAAGUUGGAAAAAACAUUUCCUGCUCCAACAGAACCAUCAGUAACACCUCAACAAGUGGAAAGAGUUGAAGUCAUUUUGGAUACUCUUGAGAAUUUAAUAACGGUGCAUUAUUCGACAAAUGAGCAACCGUGUUUGGAUAAGUUGCAAGUAACACCACGAAGAAGGAGAGCCACAUCGUGUCGACCGCAGUGCGUAUGUUCAAAAUUGAAAACGAGUUAUGCAUGAAAAAUGAAUAAUGAGCUCGAAUUUCACAAUUAUCAAAACGGAUCAACAAGCCCCGCCCACUUUUCUUUCGGUUUUCUUCACGUUUUUCUCUACGCCAAUGUUUCUUUCUUAUAGGUGCAGACAUUGCUUGGCUUCAUCUCCAUCUGGUGUCUUCCAUUCUUAAAGCCAC